Paramuricea clavata is the source of this 1575-nucleotide messenger RNA. The record is from the annotation of a GenBank genome assembly. NCBI's taxonomy places the organism in Eukaryota, Metazoa, Cnidaria, Anthozoa, Malacalcyonacea, Plexauridae.
AUGCCCUUGAGUAAAAUUCCCGAAGCAAUGGAUAUACCCGAUCUUGCAAAAGGGUAUCACCCCCAUUUUUUUACAGACUUAAAUUAUGUGGGGCCCAUGGUAGGGUUGGAGUAUUUUGAUUUAAGUCGCGAAGAGGAUAUGGAAGCAUUUAAUAAAUGGUACGAAAUUCAAAAAACAAAAACGUAUAUAUUUCGCGAUGCCGUUUAUUACUAUUGUCGUUUGGACGUGGAUAUUUUGCGGCAGGGGUGUGUGAGAUUUGCACGUCUCAUCGUAAAUAUUACGAAAAUUUUUCCAUUUUACGAUCGCACAUGUCACACCAUCGCGGGUUUAGCAUUGAAAAUAUACCGUGCUAAUUUUUUAAAAGAAGACGUCAUCGGACAAAUCCCUCCGACGGGUUACGGCGGGAAUGUUAACCAAAGUAUUAUAGCGUUGCAUUGGCUCGAGGAGAUUCGUGAAAAUCUUGAAGCGCAAAGCUAUUCGUUGCGAAGUAAGUUGUCGCCUGAAGGAGAGGAAAAUAUUUUAAAUUAUUUUGUGGACGGCUAUUGUGCUGAAACGAAUACGAUUUAUCAAUUUCAUGGUUGUUUUUUUCAUGGUUGUAGCGAAUGUUUUGAAAGCGGUGAUAUAAACAAAGUGAACGGGCAACGAUUUUAUGUACUGCGUGAAAAAACUCGUCGAAUCACGGAUCUUUUUAAAGAUUAUCAUUUUACAGUCGUGGAAAAAUGGGAAUGUGAAUACAUUCAAGAAUGUAGUUUAUCGCGAAAUACCAUUCUUGAAUUGGGUCACGUGAAAUAUUUCACUUACAUCAAUUUAAAUCCUCGUGACGCCUUAUUUGGCGGGCGGACGUCACCGGCGAUACUAUUUUAUGAUGUCAAGGAUUCGGAACAGAAACUUCGUUAUUACGACUUUACUUCCCUAUAUCCGUAUGUUCAAAAAAAAUAUCGGUAUCCGACAAAACAUCCGGAGAUUACGCGAGGUGUUGACAAAUGUGCAAAAUUAAAUGUUUCUCAAAUUUUCGGGUUAAUUAAAUGUAAAAUGUUAGCACCACGUACUAUGCUAUUUCCCGUAUUACCCAUACGGCUAGAAAAAUUAACGUUUGCUCUUUGUCCGACUUGCGCACGCAAUCAAUGCGACAAGUGUACACACGAUGACGAGCAACGAGCACUGUAUGGCACGUGGACGAGUGUAGAAGUUCACGUGGCGCUCGAACACGGAUAUAAAAUACUUGCUAUUUACGAAGUUUAUCAUUAUACUCAUAGUGCUAAAAUUUUUGAUCUGUACGUCGAUACGUUCAUGAAAUUAAAACAGGAAAGUAGUGGUAUGCCACGUCAGUGUAUAAAAGACGAUGGCAGCGUCGAUAAUGUAAAAUUACAAGCAUACAUACAAGAGUAUGCAGAUCACGAACAAAUUUACUUAGAUGCUUCGAAGAUAGGGCAUAAUCCCGGGCAACGUACGGUCAUGAAAGCUCUUUUAAAUUCGUUAUGGGGGAAACUAGCACAGAAUGAAGACACCACCGUGGUGUCGUUUCUCGACGAUUUUGACGAUUUGUUAGAUUUGGUAAACGAUAAAACAAUCGAG